AUUAAGCACGUCUAUUUAAUCAGCAUUCGGUAACAAUUAAAUCUUUUUGCGGUUAGCGUUAUUGUUUAAGUGAGCAAGCUUGCGUACCGUACACAUGUUGUCUAAACCUAAGAUUUUUUUUAAUUAAAUAACAACAUGUGCCUUCGGCCAAUCGCUAAAUCAGACCAUGAUGUUGUGCUCUGCAGUUUCAUUUGUGUGGAAAACACAAGACAGUAAUUUCUUCGAACCGACGCUGUGCAAUCUGCACUAGCAAUAUGUUCCACUUUUUGCAGUUACCGGCAUAUUUUCACAAAAACAUGCGUGCUCCAUUAGCAUUUUUACUGUUAACGAUGUGCCUAUUCACCGCACAUUCGGCACUGGUCGUCAAUAACAAAGGCCGAAAUCGCAUGGACCAAAGCGUUUUUAACACGGUCAACGCUGCCAUUGAUAAAGGCUGCUCGGCGUACACGACGUUUGUCAACAGUCCGGGUAUGCGCAGGGACGGAUGGAAGUACAACAUGUUGGGCCCGCUGAACUGGAUAUUCGGGGAGUUCAUUUCCGCUCUGAAUGGCCACUUCGGGCAUGAUCCCUACGCUUGGGAAGUUACCACCAAAAGCGGCAAUGAAACUGCAACAUGGGAUAAUUUUCAGCGUCAGCGGGAAUACAAGCGCGAUGGCCCGGAACAAAUGUAUCAAGCUGUAUGCAACAAUAAGUUUCACGUUACAGUAAAAGUUGUUAGAGUGUCAUAUGAUUCGAAGUGACAGUAUUCGUUUCAGCAGGAUCUGCAGCGGCAGUUGUUGAGUCAUGUUAUGAUUAAAUUCAAAAUUAAAUAAUAAUGGAGUAUUUGCUGUACAAUAAUCAGGAAAUCUUCGUUUAUCCAUGGUCUGAAACUGUCAGUUUUGUUUCAUAUAUGUACGUACAACAGUUGAAUAUAGUGACUAGUAUACUGUAUUAAAGUCAAUG
Messenger RNA from Paramacrobiotus metropolitanus, 942 nucleotides. RefSeq lists its product as uncharacterized. The transcript is spliced from 3 exons. Bases 255 to 740 code for a protein of 161 amino acids. NCBI's taxonomy places the organism in Eukaryota, Metazoa, Tardigrada, Eutardigrada, Parachela, Macrobiotidae. The record is from RefSeq and is a predicted model, not a curated record.